Pseudophryne corroboree (corroboree frog) is the source of this 3674-nucleotide messenger RNA. RefSeq names its product importin 8 (gene IPO8). Gene Ontology annotation, molecular function: small GTPase binding. The record is from RefSeq and is a predicted model, not a curated record. Gene Ontology annotation, cellular component: cytosol; nuclear envelope. Gene Ontology annotation, biological process: protein import into nucleus. The transcript has 26 exons. NCBI's taxonomy places the organism in Eukaryota, Metazoa, Chordata, Amphibia, Anura, Myobatrachidae. The coding region runs from base 56 to 3187 and encodes 1043 amino acids.
UUUGGGAACACAGCAACAAGGGAGUAACUUUUCACCUAGAACAAACCACGCUGCAAUGCAAGAGGGGAAAAUACAUGUAUCAUGUUUGCAUGCAGGGCUGGAGAUGGACCCGAACCGGAUCAUCCAGGCCCUGCGGGGGACCAUCGACCCCAAGAUGCGCCUGGCAGCCGAGUCUGAGCUCAACCAGUCGUACAAGAUCAUCAGCUUUGCCCCAACGUUGCUGCAGAUCAUCGUGUCCGAUCAGGUUGAAUUUCCUGUGCGCCAGGCAGCCGCCAUCUAUCUGAAGAACAUGGUGACACAAUAUUGGCCAGACAGGGAACCGAUGCCCGGAGAAAUCAUCUUCCCUUUCAAUAUUCAUGAAAACGAUCGGCAUCAGAUCCGUGAGAACAUUGUGGAGGGGAUCAUCCGUUCUCCUGACCUCGUGAGGGCUCAGCUGACGCUCUGCUUACGUGUCAUCAUAAAACACGACUUCCCUGGCCGAUGGACCGGAGUGGUGGAUAAGAUCGGGUUCUACCUGCAAUCGCAAAACGUCGGGGGUUGGCUGGGCAGCCUCCUCUGUCUCUACCAGCUGGUGAAGACCUACGAGUACAAGAAGGCGGAUGAGCGGACGCCGCUGAUUACCGCCAUGCAGAUCUUCUUACCCCGCCUCCAGCAGCAGAUCGUCCAGCUUUUCCCAGACCCCACCCACUACUCGGUGCUGAUGCAGAAACAGAUCCUGAAGAUAUUCUAUGCCCUCAUCCAGUACACUCUGCCGCUGCAGCUGGUGAACAAUCAGAUGAUGACUCAGUGGAUGGGAAUAUUCAGCAGCAUCGCUGACCGCGACGUUCCCCCGGAAACCUUGCAGGUGGAUGAAGACGAGCGUCCGGAGCUGGUGUGGUGGAAGUGUAAGAAGUGGGCUCUACACAUCAUCACGCGCCUCUUUGAACGGUAUGGGAGUCCUGGAAGUGUCACAAAGGAGUACAUUGAGUUCUCUGAGUUCUUCCUGAAGACCUACGCUGUUGGGGUUCUGCAGGUGCUGCUGAAGAUCUUAGAACAGCAUCGGCAGAAACAGUACGUGGUCCCCCGUGUUCUCCAACAGACCCUCAACUACCUGAAUCUGGGGGUGUCUCACUCCGUCACAUGGAAAAUACUGAAGCCAAAUAUGCAGAGCAUUUCGGAAGAGGUUAUUUUCCCCCUUAUGUGUUACAAAGAUGAAGACGAGGACUUGUGGCAGGACGACCCCUACGAGUACAUCCGCAUGAAGUUUGACGUGUUUGAAGAUUACGUAUCUCCGGCGACCGCAGCGCAGAAUCUCCUCUAUACGGCCUCAAAGAAGAGGAAAGAGGUCCUGCCAAAGAUGAUGAAUUUCUGUUACCAGAUCCUCACGGGGACCUCUGUAGACCCUCGGAAAAUAGACGGGGCGUUGCAUGUUCUGGGCUCGCUGGCGGAAAUUCUCCUGAAGAAAUCUGUGUACAAGGACCAGAUGGAAGUUUUCAUUCAAAACCAUGUUUUCCCGCUAUUCCUGUCUGAGCUGGGCUAUCUCCGGGCGCGGUGCUGUUGGGUUCUACACUCAUUCUGUACAUUGAAAUUCCACAAUGAGCUGAACCUCCGGAACGCGGUAGAGCUGGCGAAGAAGAGUCUCUUGGAGGACAAGGAGCUUCCGGUGAAAGUGGAGGCCGCCAUAGCCUUGCAGAUGUUGAUCAGCAAUCAGGGAUCUGCCAAAGAGCACAUGAGGCCGUACAUCCGGCCAGUCAUGCAAGAACUUCUCCACAUCGUCCGGGAGACGGAGAACGACGACCUGACCAACGUCAUUCAGAAGAUGAUCUGCGAGUACAGCCAGGAGGUGGCGCCCAUCGCAGUUGACAUGACCCGGCAUCUGGCGGAGAUCUUCGUCAAGGUCCUGCAGAGUGAUGAGUAUGACGAGGUGGAGGACAAGACGGUGAUGGCGAUGGGAAUCCUGCACACCAUCGAUAUUGUGCUGACUGUUGUGGAGGAUCACAAUGAAGUGAAGCAGCAGCUGGAGGGCAUCUGUUUGCAGAUUGUCGGUCUCGUGCUGCAGAAACACAUUAUAGAGUUCUAUGAGGAGAUCCUGUCUUUGGCUUACAGCCUAACCAACCAGAACAUCUCCCCACAGAUGUGGCAGCUUCUCGGCAUCUUGUUUGAGGUUUUUCAGAGGGACUGCUACGAAUAUUUCACAGAUAUGAUGCCUCUUCUACAUAAUUACAUCACGGUGGACACGGAGACCUUGCUGUCCAACCCCAAGCACCUGGAGAUUAUUUACACCAUGUGUAAGAAGGUGCUGUCGGGAGAAGCCGGGGAAGACGCAGAGUGUCACGCAGCCAAGCUCCUGGAGGUCAUCAUCCUGCAGUGCAAAGGGAGAGGGAUUGAUCAGUGUAUCCCGCUCUUUGUAGAAGCUGUGCUGGAGCGGUUAACGCGCGGCGUUAAAUCCAGCGAGCUGCGCACCAUGUGCCUGCAGGUGGUCAUUGCGUCCCUGUACUAUAAUCCGGCUCUCCUCCUGAACACGCUGGAACAGAUCCGGUUCCCGCACAGCUCUGAGCCAAUCACUGCGCAGUUUGUCAAUCAGUGGGUGAAUGAUACCGAUUGCUUCCUGGGGCUGCACGACCGGAAGAUGUGUAUCAUUGGCCUCAGUAUUCUGAUGGAGCUCCCCAACAGGCCCCCGGCCGUCAGCGCGUGUGCCUCCGUCAUUGUGCCUUCAAUUCUGCUCCUCUUUCUUGGUCUAAAGCAAGUGUGCGCCAACCGCGUGCAUCCUGACCGGCGGACGGCGGCACGCGUUGCCAAAAGUGAGGCAGAGGAAAACGAGGAGAUCCCAAGCGAUGAGGAAGAAUGUAACAGCUUGGGUCAGGCCAUGCAGGACAAUGUGGGGGAAGACGACGAUGAAGAUGACGAUGAGGAUUGGGAUGAUGAAGCUCUGGAGGAGACGGCACUUGAAGGAUUUAGUACGCCCCUGGACUGCCAGGAUGCCAUCGAUGAAUAUCAGUUCUUUACAGACACAUUGCUUAGUAUACAGAGCAGAGACCCCACCUGGUAUCACUCGCUAACGGAAUCGCUCAGCAAUGAUCAGAAGAAGCAGCUGCAGGAGAUUUAUACAUUAUCGGAGCAGAGGAAGAGUGCAGCCGCAACCCGAAAGAUCGAGCAGCAGCAGCUAUCCGCACAAAGCAUGAGCAGUUCUCAACUCACAGACCAAUGAGUUUCGGAUUGCAAAGAACUCUGGGACAUCUACAUUAUGUCAUGGACUGCGGGCAAACGGCUGAGUACAAUAAAUUAUUUGCCGGGUGCCGCGUCGGACACUCUGUGACAUCAGACUUGGCACACACUGUUAUGGACUGUUCUGACGAGGGGGUUGGUCUCUUGGUAGCAUAAUCGUAGCUCUGACCAAAAACUUACCGAGGAGAAUUGUAAAUUAUUGCUUCAUGGACUAGAACUGGGAACCCAGUUCUUGUGGCCUCUGCACUAUUACCCAUUCACUGUGUUUUGUCAGUUGUCUGUGAUGGAUCUGGAUUGUGACCACUCUGAUGUGCUGCUGGCCCCGCCCCCGUGGAGCCAAGAGAUGGGCGGAGUUAUGCCAGUCGGGAGGAAAUGUCUCUAGCCGGGAACCUAUUUUAAUUGACCAGUGCAACACUGAACGCCAGCCUUUCCGUCUUCAUCUUUAAAUAAAGAAAUGUGUUAAUUUGCAA